Molecule: messenger RNA, 1434 nt
Organism: Impatiens glandulifera
Lineage: Eukaryota; Viridiplantae; Streptophyta; Magnoliopsida; Ericales; Balsaminaceae
Product: polyol transporter 5-like
Exons: 2
Coding region: 7-1434 (475 amino acids)
Biological process (GO): transmembrane transport
Cellular component (GO): membrane
Molecular function (GO): carbohydrate transmembrane transporter activity
Source: RefSeq, a predicted model, not a curated record
GGAGUGAUGAGUGGAGCUGGGAUAUUCAUAAAGAAAGAUCUUAAUUUGUCGAAUAUUCAGCUGGAGGUUCUUAUGGGGAUACUCAAUGUUUAUUCCCUAGUUGGAUCUUUUGCAGCUGGAAGGACGUCGGAUUUGAUCGGCCGACGCUAUACCAUUGUAACUGCUGCAGUUAUUUUUUUCUUCGGCGCGUUGUUGAUGGGGCUGGCCCCUAAUUACGCUUUAUUGAUGGUGGGUCGAUUCGUGGCUGGAGUCGGUGUUGGAUACGCUAUGGUGAUUGCACCUGUCUAUACAACCGAGAUCUCGCCAGCGUCGUGUCGGGGCUUUCUGACCUCCUUGCCUGAAGUUUUUAUUAACAUUGGUAUAUUGCUUGGAUACCUAUCCGAUUUCGCCUUCUCCAAUUUUAGUUUAAAGCUCGGAUGGCGGAUAAUGCUCGGAGUAGGAGCCAUUCCGUCGGUCUUUAUCGGCCUCGCAGCGUUAAUAAUGCCAGAGUCACCCCGUUGGCUCGUGAUGCAAGGACGGCUUGGCGAAGCUAGGCAAACCCUCCACCGUGUCUCCGAUUCGCUAGACGAGGCAAACCUCCGCCUAGCCGAAAUUAAAAAAGCCGCCGGAAUUUCCUCAGACUGCAACGACGAUAUUGUAACCGUCGCAAAAAAAAGUCACGGCGAAGGCGUUUGGCGGGAGCUCCUCCAACGUCCAACUCCAGCCGUCCGCCAUAUCUUGUUAGCUACCCUUGGGGUUAAUUUCUUCCAACAGGCGUCUGGCAUAGACGCUGUAGUUUUAUAUAGUCCGAAAAUAUUUGAAAAAGCCGGAAUUACUAGCGACAAUCAGAAACUAUUAGCGACGGUUCUAGUUGGAGUUGUGAAAACAACUUUUAUUUUAGUGGGAACGUUCACGUUCGACCGGGUCGGGAGACGACCGUUGUUUUUGUAUAGUAUGGGGGGAAUGGUAAUAUCACUUGCGAGUUUAGGGACAUGGUUGACGGUUAUAAACCAUUCCAAGACGAAGCUAACAUGGGAGAUUGCUAUGGCUAUUGUAUCGGUUCUCACUUUCGUGGCGACGUUUUCAAUCGGAAUGGGACCGGCGGCGUGGGUUUAUUGCUCGGAGAUUUUCCCGUUGAGUUUACGUGCUCAGGGAGUUAGCAUGGGGAUUGGUGUGAAUCGUGUUAUGAGUGGGGUAAUUUCCAUGACAUUUCUUUCUUUACAAGAAGCCAUUACUAUCGGUGGGGCGUUUUUCUUGUUCAUGGGGGUGGGAAUCGUAGGGUGGAUAUUCUUCUAUACUCUACUACCGGAGACACGAGAUAAAUCACUUGAAGAGAUACAAAGCUUGUUUGGGACAUUCUUUAAUUGGAGGUUAACCUCGGCAGAAAUAGUUAAGAAUCAAGAUGCCAAUGACAAUCAAAUUGAGAUGGAAUCAUCUACUAAUGAUCAUAAUUAA